Anopheles maculipalpis is the source of this 823-nucleotide messenger RNA. RefSeq names its product RNA-binding protein 7. Gene Ontology annotation, molecular function: single-stranded RNA binding. Gene Ontology annotation, biological process: regulation of alternative mRNA splicing, via spliceosome. NCBI's taxonomy places the organism in Eukaryota, Metazoa, Arthropoda, Insecta, Diptera, Culicidae. The transcript has 2 exons. Gene Ontology annotation, cellular component: nucleus. The record is from RefSeq and is a predicted model, not a curated record. The coding region runs from base 17 to 823 and encodes 268 amino acids.
CUCAAAGCGCUCGAAAAUGAGCGAAGACGAGAGAACGCUUUGGUGUGGAAAUUUAAGCGAAAAUGUUACGGAAGAGAUGCUGUACGAACUAUUUCUUCAGGCCGGUCCGCUGGAAAACGUAAAGAUUCCCCGUGAUGGAAAUGGACGUCAACGAAGUUAUGCCUUCAUUACGUACACUCAUGCAUGUAGCGUCGAGUAUGCGAUAGGCAUAUUCCAGGGCACUUCGCUGCUUCAACGCCAUCUCUCGCUGGACAGGAAAACGCGUAACGCUCCGAACGCUGUACCGACACCGCAAAUCAGUUUCAACUAUCCUACGGGCAACAGCAAUACCGCAGCCAACCAGCGAUAUUCUGACGAUCCACCUUUGCCCCAAGCUCAACAAAAUACGAUGGACGAGGGCAAUGAUUUCCAAUCGCCCGAUACAAAUCAGAGCGCAUUUCAUGCGUCACACAGUCAAAGCGAGUUACUAUCCGCGAUGAUGGCAAUCACGGGUGGUGGUGGCCCAUCGAGGCUUGAAUUUACACCAGAAAUGCUAGCACAGCUAGGCCAGCACAUGCUUGGUGCCGACUAUCCACCGUUUGACGAUGGCACCCAGCAGCAGAGAUCGCUGCGCACGAAAAUGAAGCAUAAAGAUCAUACCAACAACUAUCACGAACGCCAUCAGAAGAAACCGUACUCACGGGAAAAUCGGUACGGCCAUAAGCAUGAGCGCAAUGAGUCACAGCAACACCAGAGUCGUCAUAGGUACGACGGCAAUAAUAAGCGCAAAAGUGGCGAUCAUGAGCGAAAUUAUGAUAGAAACGGAGAUCGAAGACGGAGAUAG